GAGAGGCGGGGCUGAGCCGUCUCAGGGUAGCGGGACUCCAGCGCUGGGGCACUGCUCCCCGGGCCGGUCAUGAACGGGCCGGCGGACGGCGAAGUGGACUACAAGAAGAAAUACCGGAACCUGAAGCGGAAGCUCAAGUUCCUCAUCUAUGAACACGAGUGCUUUCAGGAGGAACUGAGGAAGGCACAGAGGAAAUUGCUGAAGGUGUCCCGGGACAAGAGUUUCCUUCUAGAUCGUCUUCUGCAGUACGAGAACGUGGAUGAAGACUCUUCUGACUCAGAUGCCACUGCAUCUUCAGAUAACAGUGAGACAGAGGGGACACCCAAGUUGUCGGACACGCCAGCCCCCAAGAGGAAGAGAAGCCCUCCGAUGGGGGGUACCCCCUCUCCCUCCAGCCUCUCUCUGCCUCCUUCAACAGGGUUUCCCCUUCAAGCCUCCGGGGCCCCCUCCCCAUACCUGAGCUCGCUGGCUUCCCCUCCCUACCCCCCAUUCCCUUCUGACUACCUGGCCCUGCAGCUGCCCGAGCCCAGCCCCCUGAGGCCCAAGCGGGAGAAACGGCCCCGCCUGCCCCGGAAACUCAAGAUGGCGGUGGGACCCCCUGACUGCCCUGUGGGAGGGCCGCUGACCUUCCCCAGCCGGGGUUCUGGGGCUGGGGUGGGGGCAGCCCUGGCCCCACUGCCACCCCCUAAGAUGCCCCCCCCCACAAUCCUGAGCGCAGUCCCUCGGCAGAUGUUCAGCGAUGCAGGCAGCGGGGACGAUGCCUUGGACGGAGAUGACGACCUGGUUAUCGACAUCCCGGAAUGACUCCUCUGCCCUGUCCCCUGUCCAGCACCUUGUGCCAGCACACAUGAGCCCCAGCUUCCACAGAGACAUUUAUUGACGCCCAGUUGCCAUGCUGCGGCCACUGACACAAUCAGAAAAGGUGUAAACAUGCACAAAUGUCCCCUGGAAGGUGGGCCCUCACACCUUGGCCCCAUCCUGAGGACAGUUAUUUAAAUAAGUGAUUGGGUUCACCUGCCACCUCUCGGAGAGGCAGAGACCCUGCGGUCCCCGCCCCCUUCCAUUUAACUGUACAGGGCUAGAUGUUUUGUUUCGUUUAAAUGAAGAUUCUGUAUUACAGGAGUGGCUCU
Molecule: messenger RNA, 1130 nt
Organism: Molossus molossus (Pallas's mastiff bat)
Lineage: Eukaryota; Metazoa; Chordata; Mammalia; Chiroptera; Molossidae
Gene: INO80E
Product: INO80 complex subunit E
Exons: 7
Coding region: 70-804 (244 amino acids)
Biological process (GO): chromatin remodeling
Cellular component (GO): nucleus; Ino80 complex
Source: RefSeq, a predicted model, not a curated record